Messenger RNA from Penicillium canescens, 1026 nucleotides. RefSeq names its product putative nucleoside-diphosphate-sugar epimerase. Lineage: Eukaryota; Fungi; Ascomycota; Eurotiomycetes; Eurotiales; Aspergillaceae. The transcript is spliced from 3 exons. The record is from RefSeq and is a predicted model, not a curated record. Bases 1 to 1026 code for a protein of 341 amino acids.
AUGGCUCCCAAAGUAUUCAUCACUGGCGCUACUGGCUACAUCGGCGGUGACGGUUUGUUCGCCAUUGCCAGCGCCCAUCCCGAUUGGCAAUUCUCUGCUCUAGUCCGCAGUCAGGAAAAAUCUGCCCAGGUCACCAGCAAAUAUCCACAGAUUCGCACCGUGAUCGGUGACCUGGACUCAUCUGAUUUGAUUGAAGAGGAAGUGAAGAAUGCCGACAUCGUCUUCCACUUCGCCGAUUGUGAUCAUGUUGCCGCGGCGAAGGCCAUUGCUAAGGGCGCUCAGCAUCACGCACCCGAACGUCCAUUGUGGCUAAUCCACACCUCCGGCACAGGUAUCUUGACAAUCGAGGACCAACGCGCGGGUACAUACGGCAUCGAGCGCCCUAAGCAGUACAAUGAUUGGGAAGGUGUGAGCGAGCUUAUCAACCUCCCUUCGGAUGCUUUCCACCGUAACGUGGACGAGAUCAUCCUCGGCACUGGCCUGCAAAACUCCGCCAGUGUGAAGGUCGCAGUCGUCUGCCCACCUACUAUCUACGGCCCCGGUCGUGGACCUGGAAAUACCAAGAGUAUCCAAGCAUACCUUCUCAGCGCCGCUGUACUCAAGCGUAAGCAGGGCUUUCUUGUUGGUAAGGGCGAGAAUGUCUGGCACCAGGUCCACGUUCAGGACCUGAGCGAUGUUUACUUGGCUUUGGGUGAGGCUGCCUCUGAGGGUGGUGGCAAGGCUACUUGGAACGACGAGGGUUACUACCUCGCUGAGAAUGGGUCUUUUGUUUGGGGUGAUAUCCAAAGGGCGGUUGCGCAGUCUGCCUUUGAGAAGAAGCUUAUUUCGAGUCCUGAUGUUGAAUCUUUAGAUGCAGCUCAGACCACAGAGGUGUUUGUUGCUGGAAAAUAUGCUUGGGGAUCUAACUCCCGUGGUAUAUCGCUGCGUGCCCGCAAGCUGUUCGGUUGGAACCCUCAGAAGCCUAAGUUGAUUGAGCUCAUUCCUGAGAUUGUCGAGAAUGAGGCUAAGGCUCUUGGACUGCUGUGA